AAAUAUUGAUAAAGCAAAUGGAGAGGUUAAGACAGCUUUUGCAGGGAUCUGGAGGUCUUGGAAUUGGAUCAGGAAUACAGAAUGGAGAUUUAGCACAAAUUGAUAACUCAGAAACUGUAUAUAUUUCAUCAUUGGCUCUUUUAAAGAUGCUGAAACAUGGACGUGCUGGAGUCCCUAUGGAAGUGAUGGGAUUGAUGCUUGGUGAAUUUGUGGAUGAAUAUACAAUUCAUGUAGUGGAUGUAUUCGCUAUGCCUCAAUCUGGAACAGGAGUAUCAGUCGAAGCAGUAGAUCCAGUUUUUCAACAAAAAAUGAUGGAAAUGCUUAAACAAACAGGUCGUCCAAAUAAUGUAGUAGGCUGGUAUCAUUCACAUCCAGGAUUUGGUUGUUGGUUAUCAUCAGUUGAUAUUAAUACGCAACAAUCCUUUGAACAACUUACAUCUCGUGCAGUGGCAGUAGUUGUAGACCCUAUUCAAUCUGUUAAGGGGAAGGUUGUUAUUGACGCAUUUCGAUUAAUAAAUCCAUCAAUGCUUAUGAUGGGUCAAGAGCCUAGACAGACAACUAGCAAUAUUGGAUAUCUUAACAAACCUUCUAUACAAUCUUUGAUCCAUGGUGUUAAUAGACAUUAUUAUUCUAUUGCUAUUAAUUAUAGAAAAACUGCAUUAGAAGAAACAAUGUUGUUAAAUCUUCAUAAACAAACUUGGUCUAGUGGUCUUAUAUUAGAAGAUUUUGAAAUUCAUGACAAAAAGAAUCAAGAAUCCGUAGAAAGCAUGUUAAAGUUAUCAGAAAAUUAUACAAAAAGAGUAGAAGAAGAGACCAGAAUGACAGCUUCUUCACUUAAAACAAGAUAUAUUGGAAAACAUGAUCCACGUAAACAUUUACAAAAUAAAAUAGAGGCAGUAAUGGCUGAUAAUAUCACUCAAAUGUUAGCAACAACCUAUCACGUUACUGCUAUAUCAAAAAACGAGAAAGAAAUAGGAUCUUAA
Pneumocystis murina B123 is the source of this 983-nucleotide messenger RNA. RefSeq names its product 26S proteasome non-ATPase regulatory subunit 14. NCBI's taxonomy places the organism in Eukaryota, Fungi, Ascomycota, Pneumocystomycetes, Pneumocystales, Pneumocystaceae. Gene Ontology annotation, cellular component: proteasome regulatory particle, lid subcomplex. Gene Ontology annotation, molecular function: metallopeptidase activity; proteasome binding; protein binding. Bases 18 to 983 code for a protein of 321 amino acids. The transcript is spliced from 8 exons. The record is from RefSeq and is a predicted model, not a curated record. Gene Ontology annotation, biological process: protein deubiquitination; proteasome-mediated ubiquitin-dependent protein catabolic process.